AUGGACGGGCGCUCUGGCAUGACUGUCGCCCAAGAGGGCAUCGAGAAGUUCUACGACGGUCUUAGGGGUUUGCGCAUUGUCUUGUGGCUGGGAGACCGAUAUGACUGCGCAGACGUCUGCGCGACUUUCCUGCGGAUGCAUUCUCUGCCGACCAUUGCGUUGAGCGUGGGGUCGCAUCAGGUGGACGGUCUGUGCUUCUGCAUGGCUACCUUCGUGGACAACCUGCUCACGAUCGCGGAGACACAGGAGAACGAGUUACUGACAUGCAGGGCCUACCCGUACACCAUUAACGUUCCACCAGACUGGAUGAGGAGCAAGGUUCUGAAGUGCCUCGACCACCACAUCGACGACAACGGUGGCAGACGCAGCUGCUUCCUGAAGUUCACAGCGGCCAUGAUACAGUUCUUUACGCCAAGUUGA
Messenger RNA from Prorocentrum cordatum, 420 nucleotides. Lineage: Eukaryota; Dinophyceae; Prorocentrales; Prorocentraceae. The record is from the annotation of a GenBank genome assembly.